AUCACGUGAUUUAGUACAUUUUCUCCUCUCUCACUGCAACAACCACGCGGGCAACGCAUUUUUCUCUCUGUAUAAAUAUUACAAGAACGAAAUCUCGUCGUAGAAAAUUUAAUAAAUUUUUGCAAAAAUGGGUGAACCACAGUGUAAAAAGGUAAAAGUGGGAAACACUCUCGAGCAAUUGAAAACAAUGACAACAAUUGUUGCCGAUACCGGUGAUUUUCAAGCAAUGGAACAAUUCAAGCCCACUGACGCGACAACAAAUCCGUCUUUAAUUUUAUCAGCGGCUAAUCAGAGUAAAUAUUCGCACUUAAUAGACAAAGCAGUGGAAUAUGGCAAAAAAGUUGGCACAACUUUGGAAGAACAAAUUGAAGCAGCAUUAGAUAUGACCUGCGUUCUAUUCGGUCAGGAAAUAUUGAAAAUAAUUCCAGGCCGAGUUUCUACUGAAGUUGAUGCCAGAUUGUCUUUCGAUAAGGAAGGCAGUAUUGAGAAGGCAAAAAAAUUGAUUGAACUUUACGAAAAUGCCGGCAUUCACAAGGACAGAAUUCUCAUUAAACUUGCAAGUACAUGGGAAGGAAUUCAAGCUGCAAAAAUAUUAGAAGAAAAGUACGAUAUUCACUGCAAUUUGACUCUAUUGUUUUCGUUUGCUCAAGCCGUUGCUUGCGCUGAGGCUGGAGUGACUCUAAUUUCUCCCUUCGUUGGUAGAAUUCUCGAUUGGUACGUGUCAAACACAGAGAAAAAGUCAUACGAAGGCAAAACCGAUCCAGGAGUGAUUUCAGUGACAAAAAUUUUCAAUUACUACAAAAAGUUUAAUUACAAAACAGUCGUAAUGGGCGCUUCUUUCCGAAAUGUCGGUGAAAUUAAAGAACUAGCCGGUUGUGAUUUUCUGACAAUCAGUCCCAAACUUCUCGAAGAAUUGGAGAAAAGCAAAGAAGUUAUUCACAAGACAUUAGACGCAGAGACAGCGAAGAAAUGUAAUUUGCAAAAAAUUUCAUUAAACGAAUCACAAUUCAGAUGGAUGCUGAAUGAAGAUCAAAUGGCAACUGAUAAAUUGAGCGAUGGUAUUCGUAAAUUUUCAGUUGAUAUCCGUAAAUUGGAAAAACUACUGCAGGAGAAAUUUCAAGGUUAAAAAAAUCCUUUCUAUUCACUGUUCACCUUUGUUUACAUGUUGAAGAAUUAGAAGAAUUAAUAAUAUUUGUUUGUAAAAA
This is a messenger RNA of Leptopilina heterotoma, 1205 nucleotides long. RefSeq names its product probable transaldolase (gene Taldo). Gene Ontology annotation, cellular component: cytoplasm; intracellular anatomical structure. The transcript has 6 exons. Bases 128 to 1126 code for a protein of 332 amino acids. Gene Ontology annotation, biological process: pentose-phosphate shunt; pentose-phosphate shunt, non-oxidative branch; carbohydrate metabolic process. Gene Ontology annotation, molecular function: transaldolase activity. The record is from RefSeq and is a predicted model, not a curated record. NCBI's taxonomy places the organism in Eukaryota, Metazoa, Arthropoda, Insecta, Hymenoptera, Figitidae.